AUGCCCAAACACGGAGCCCUCGGCGCAACCUUCCAGAUCGCCCGCCUCACCCAGGCCUGCUGCCUCAUCACCAUCAUCGGCCUAACCGCCAACUUCAUCGCCGAGAUCGUCGACAACAACGCCAAACCGCCGGGCGUGUUCAUCGGGACCAUCACCGUGACCUGCAUCGCCGUCAUCUACUGCAUCAUCACUGCCAUCCUCUUCCAAGACGACAUCCUGCCGUGCCUCCUCGCCGCCGCCGCCGACUUCCUGGUCCUCGUCGCCGUGAUCGUCGUGGCGGUGGUCAUCGGCAAGCCGCUGUCGUAUCUGAAGUGCGACGAGAUCCACGACGCCGCGACGGGGGCCGGCGACUCCGCGUAUACUUUUGCCACGCACCUGGAUAGCUAUCUCGCGAAUCUCGGCGGUGAGGUCAAGUACGACAGUCUGAUUGCGGCGACGAAGGGGGUGUGUUUGGAGGCCAAGUCGAUUUGGGGGUUGAGUAUUGCUUUGUGUAUCAUGUUCUUUUUCACGGUGGUGUGCUGCGUCUGUCUCUGGAGACAGAAGAAGGCUGCUGCUGCAGGAGGCGACAAGGCGGAUGCAUGA
This is a messenger RNA of Aspergillus terreus NIH2624, 582 nucleotides long. RefSeq lists its product as uncharacterized. The transcript has 3 exons. Lineage: Eukaryota; Fungi; Ascomycota; Eurotiomycetes; Eurotiales; Aspergillaceae. The coding region runs from base 1 to 582 and encodes 193 amino acids. The record is from RefSeq and is a predicted model, not a curated record.